CAACACAGUUCAUCCAACCUCGCUACCCGCUGUGCCAGGUCCCUGCGUCACAGCAUCAGCAGCAGCAUCAGCAGCAGCAGCAUCACCACCUUUGGAGAAUCGAUCCUGCGGCGGACUGUAGAUGAUGUAGUCUUCACCCUGAUCCGCGCCUACUGAUCUGACCAUACCACGCUGCGACGACUAUCUUGCCGCCGUCACGACCGCAAGGAGUACGACGCCGGCGACGUCCGCACUUUACUACUCCCCACUGGGCCAACAAUCAAACGCCAUUGACAUCCCCUUACCCCGUCUCCAACCUCUCCCCUGUCGCUGUCUUCACAACCACAGCUACCUUGGGCUGCAUCCGCAGACGAAGAAGUGCGCCAUGUCCGUUGGACCUGCAAAUAGUCGCCAUGCCGCCGACGAAGAGGCUCGCGCCGAGGUCGAUGUGCUUAACUCGAGGCUCGAGAAGACCUCCCAACUGACUAAGAAGAUCCAAGCAUGCAUGGGAAGGUUAGAGUCUACCGGCAAGAGCGUACGCGAAGUCGCUGGUCCCUUGAGCGGAGAGACCAAGAAGCUUCAGGUCCUGGGCAACAACAUCGAUGCCGUUCUCGCAGCCAUCGAGCGGCUUCGCCAACCUGCCGAUAGCAAGAACGACGAAGAACAAAUCAUCCGAGCUGGCCCCGACAAGUCUGGUCUUUCCAACUACCUGGCCUCGAUCAAGCGACUGUCCAAGGCCCUCGCCGACAUGCAGGCCUCUAACCUGCGAGCGAACCAACAGACAAUGGCAGAGCUAGUCCGCUUGAUUAAGUCGGGUAACUCGCAACUUGAGGGCCAUUUCGACAAACUACUCCGGGGAGAGACGCCUCGCUCGGUAGAGCCGCUCCAUUACAUUACGAAGGACAUGCCAUUCCCAGUUCUGUCCCAAGACAAGGUUGCGCGCUUAGGCCUGGUCAAUUCGUACAUCUCGGGCAAUCAUCGCCAGAGCGGCGGCGGCAGCGCUGCUCCUCAAGAUUCAUCGACGGCUAAGAUUUACGCCGAAAUACGCGGCCCUUACCUUUCGUCUACGUUGGCCAACCUGGCCGCCGCUAGCGUUAACACGACUAAGAAGAAGAAUCCCGACGCCAUCUAUCGCGCUGGCACCAACGGCAUCGGCACAUACGCGCAGGCCAUGGAAGGUCUCUUUCUUGCCGAGUACGACAACAUCUGCAGUAUCUUCACGCGUGAGGACUGGGGCCCUCUGUUCCAGGCCACAUGCCAGGCCGCCAUGGCCGAGCUUGCCCGCACCCUGCGAGAGUUGAAUAGCCAUAUCAAGGGUCACUUAAACACAGAUUGCUACCUCGCUUACGAGAUCACCGAGAUAAUGUCGGGCUUGUCGAGCAACUUGGAAACACGUACUGGCGAGCUCAAAUCAUCGCUUGCUGCAGCGCUCCGGCCUGUACGGGAGACUGCCAAAGUGUCGUUGGGAGAGCUGUUGGACGACACGAGACGAAGGAUCACUGCCAUGCAAGCACUUCCUCAAGACGGCGCACCGAUACCCAUCGUGUCCGAGACCAUGCAGCGUCUACAGACCAUGGUGGAGUUCUUGCGGCCAAUCUCAAGUAUCAUGUUCUCCUUGGGUGACGGGGGAUGGAAAACCAACGCUGCUACCGACGGACGGUCCACUGAUGCGAUUCCAAGUCUCGCUUCCUUUGACAUUGGUGCCGACGGCAAGGAAAUUUUUUCCCAUUACUGCUCGGACACGGUCGAUAUGCUUAUGACAUCGCUUGAUCAGAAGGCCAGGCUGGUUCUCAAAGGUGGCCGGGCUGUCAUUGGUGUGUUCUUGGCCAAUAGUGUUGUCAUUAUUGAACGAAUGAUCCGCGACUCGGACCUCGCGCCUCUUCUUGAAGGACGGAUGGGAAUGUUGGACCAGUGGCGCAAGAAGGCGACAGGCAUGUACACCAUGGAUUGUAAAGAGGUGUCGACGCACUUGUUUGAUGUCAUUCACACAAGCAAGCAACGGCCCACGUCAGGCCAGGCCGACUCGGCUUCCAUUCUCAAGGGCCUGAGCAGCAGGGACAAGGAUAACAUCAAGGGCAAGUUCCAGGCGUUCAACGCCUCCUUUGACGAGAUGGUCAGCCGGCACAAGACAUACAAUAUGGAACGGGAGGUGAGACAGAUAUUCGCCCGGGACAUUCAGCAGAUGCUUGAACCCUUGUACAACCGUUUCUGGGACCGAUACCACGAGGUUGACAAGGGCAAAGGCAAGCACGUCAAGUACGACAAGGCCGGAAUAGCCGCCGUCUUUGCGACGCUCUACUAGGCAGGGGCUUUGGUUUUCGUAUGAUCACAUGAGGUUUCUGAUCCUCGUUCGGUGGCUUUUGUCUUGUUUUUGCAAGUGGAAAUAGCGGGCGUCUCGGUAGCGAAGAGCAAAGCCUGGUUUGGCAAAUGUAUCUCCUGUUAGUCUGUUUUGCCGAGUCCCGCCCUUUUCUGGUUUGAAAAAUCCCCAGGAAAAAUUCAGGGAGGAUCAUUUGGGCGCCAGAAGCACAGCAGCAGCAGUGGCAUCUUAUAAGGUACGCAGCUCGCGUAAUAACGUCGCCCGCGGUGCAUAGCCGACAAUGACAUUGAUAGGCUUGAGCACCAGAACAAUCUGUUGGUA
Molecule: messenger RNA, 2617 nt
Organism: Colletotrichum destructivum
Lineage: Eukaryota; Fungi; Ascomycota; Sordariomycetes; Glomerellales; Glomerellaceae
Product: Putative exocyst complex component Exo70, cullin repeat-like-containing domain superfamily
Exons: 2
Coding region: 365-2281 (638 amino acids)
Biological process (GO): exocytosis
Cellular component (GO): exocyst
Molecular function (GO): phosphatidylinositol-4,5-bisphosphate binding
Source: RefSeq, a predicted model, not a curated record